CUCUCUCUCUCUCUCUAUCGCUCGAUCGAUCGAUCGAUCUCCACAUUUCUUCUAACAUUCCCCGAUUUUCAUGCUUCACUAGCCAUUAGCGAAUACCGAUAUUUUCAAUACCUAAUCUGUUUGUCUUUUUGCAUUUAUUAACUCUUCAAUAUCUCGGAAAAUCUUUCCAAUUCCAGGAAUUGAAUUUCCCAAAACUGUUAUUUAGUUCAUCGCCAAUUUGCUCAUUUUGUCUCUUCUCAUCCUCUUUCAUCCAUUAUCUUUUCAAAUUUUCUCGAUUUCGAGGAUUUGAGAUUUCCAUAUUUGAAAAUUUUCAGAUGGGUACACUGUGAAGUUGAGUUUCCUGGAAGUGUAAUCUGCUGGGUGGGAGAGAGGAAGUAUUGUUCAGGCGCGCUGUAGGUCCUCUGUUUCUGCUACUCUGUUCGUCUAUGAUAUCGUAAUUAAUUGGAAAAAGAAUUCAGAAAAAAAUUUAUCGCAUUUCUAGGAGAUUCUCUGCUUAAUUGUUUAUACCUUUUCUCUAAUUCCCAAAAAAACAAGCCAGUGAUUGAUUAACACUUCAUGACUUCACGUUUGUGACCCAUACAGAUAGAGAUUAGGGUAAUUUCAUGUCUGGGAAUUUUAUAAUUGCAUCGUAUUAGCUAAAAGAAAAAACAGUGUUUUUGUUUUGUGAUUGAUUGUGGUGGUUUCUGCUAGAUAGAUUCUUGCUUAUUUUGUCCUUUCUUCUUAGUUCUUACUCAGAGAGCAAUAUCAUUUCGAUUUCGAUUCUAAUUUCUAUAUACGUAUAUAUAUUUUCACUCUUUCCUCGUCAACCUUCGAAUUGAAAAGAGACAAAAGCAAAAGUAAGAACAGACGAGGGAAAAACAAAUAAAAAAAAUUACAGGCAAUUACGCAUUUUGGCCCUUUCUGCUUGAGUAACAUACAAGAAGAAGAGAGACGUGUCCAACUUAUCUUAUACCUUAAUGGGAAUUGUACAAAAUGGUAGUCUGCUUGGUGGGGAUUUUUGAUAUUUGUCUAACUCGUAUGUUAACCUUAAUAAGCAAAACCCUGCUUUCUUCACCACUUCUUGCAUAAGUUUGUUAAAUUGGGGAGGCAUCUUGAGGCUUUUUGACAGUUGGGUCAAGGAGAAGUGGGUUUAAAUUACAGCUUAUCUCAGAGAUUUGUGAGAGAGAUUUUUGGCGGAUUUUUGUGUUGAAGGGAAAACUGAGAUGGGUUCCUAUGGAAAGCUUGCCAGGAGGGCUUUGGAGACUGAGAUGCCCGUCAUGGUUCAGAUACAGGAAUUGGUCCGAGGAGCUAAAAAUGCAAUGUCUUUGGCCCAGGGGGUUGUUUACUGGCAACCACCCAAACAGGCAUUAGAAAAGGUGAAAGAACUUGUAUGGGAGCCAUCAAUUAGUCGUUAUGGUGCUGAUGAGGGUAUCCCUGAACUCAGGCAGGCAUUGACACUGAAGUUGCGAAAGGAAAAUAAAUUGGUGAAAUCUUCAGUUAUGGUUACUGCUGGUGCAAAUCAGGCAUUUGUGAAUCUUGUUCUUGCAUUGUGUGAUGCUGGGGAUUCUGUGGUCAUGUUUGCUCCAUACUAUUUCAAUGCAUACAUGUCCUUCCAGAUGACAGGUGUCACUAAUAUUUUAGUGGGUCCUGGUAACCCAAAGACACUUCAUCCGGAUGCAGACUGGUUGGAAAGGACGUUAUCAGAAACUAGACCAGUUCCAAAAGUUGUGACUGUUGUUAACCCUGGCAACCCAACAGGGACAUACAUUCCAGAGUCCCUCCUCAAGAGGAUUUCAGAUCUAUGUAGAGACGCUGGAUCCUGGCUUAUCGUAGAUAAUACAUAUGAGUAUUUUAUGUAUGAUGGUCUAAAACAUUCCUGCAUAGAAGGUGAUCAUGUUGUCAACAUCUUUUCCUUCUCAAAAGCCUAUGGGAUGAUGGGAUGGCGAGUUGGAUAUAUAGCAUAUCCGUUAGAAGUGGAGGGCUUUGCAACUCAACUCCUCAAAAUUCAGGACAACAUACCAAUCUGUGCCUCAUUACUUUCACAGCACCUGGCCCUCUACUCCUUAGAAAUGGGACCUGAGUGGGUGACUGAGCAAGUGAAAAAUCUUGUGAGGAACAGAGAAAUCCUUCUUGUAGCUCUCUCCCCAUUAGGAGAAGAUGCUGUAAAAGGUGGUGAAGGUGCAAUUUACCUUUGGGCAAAGCUUCCUGACAAACAUCUUGAUGAUUUUAAAGUUGUUCGCUGGCUUGCUAAACGGCAUGAGGUGGUUGUGAUUCCGGGAGGUGCUUGUGGAUGCCCAGGGCAUCUUAGGAUCUCCUUCGGGGGCUUGAUAGAGGCGGAUUGCAAAGCUGCUGCGGAGAGGCUGAGGAGAGGGUUAGAAGAAUUAGUGAACCAUGGAAUGAUGGAGUAAACUGUUUUACAGCCCAUUGAAUAUCGGAAUGGGAAAUCCAUUCGCCUGUUUGUUUAAGUUAACAACCCGUGCAUUCGAAUAAUAUGGAGGGUACGAAUGUCUGGAAGUAGAACAAUAGUUCAGUAAAUGAAAGGGUAUUCACCCGGCAGUUGGUCUGAACUCUGAAGUAGUAAUAAUAUUUCAUCAAAUUUACAUUGUUAA
This is a messenger RNA of Hevea brasiliensis (rubber tree), 2588 nucleotides long. Its product is annotated as aromatic aminotransferase ISS1. Gene Ontology annotation, biological process: biosynthetic process. The record is from RefSeq and is a predicted model, not a curated record. NCBI's taxonomy places the organism in Eukaryota, Viridiplantae, Streptophyta, Magnoliopsida, Malpighiales, Euphorbiaceae. Gene Ontology annotation, molecular function: catalytic activity; pyridoxal phosphate binding. Bases 1203 to 2387 code for a protein of 394 amino acids. The transcript has 9 exons.